CCAGCGGUAAAGCAAGGUACGGACGGUCGUACCUGGGACACAUCAUCGCGUAAUGAAUCGAUAAUGGAGUCACUGCGGAGCUGAGCGGUGUGGGUGAAAAUCAGUUGGGUAGGAGAGACUUGAUGCAAACUGAGGUCAUACAUUCCCCUCACAAGGAUGCACGGAUUCGUUUGGAAGCGCAGUGGCAGCUUGAUGUGAUGAUGAAAACUAAUGUGACUCAAAAAAUAGUGCCCGCAAACAGACCCGAGCAAGCAAACCUAGCUCAGACCAGGAUAUAACUUGAGGAGUCGUGGUAAACAGUACAUCCUCUUGGCUGGUGGUCAAGGCCAGGCCAAUGUUUCAUGCUUGAGUUUCCGUAGGAGAGCCCCUGUCCAUAUCUACGAUGCUUCAGAACGGGUUGACGGAUGACAUCGCCUCCAAGAUGGGUACAUCAGGGAUCGAGAGGCGUGGGUACAACAGGUGGUUGAGAAGCAUGUCAUGAAGACUUGCAAUGCUGAUCCACUGCGGGGUCUAUGUUGUACAUGCACGUUCGCAGUCGUGCAAGCUGCUAAUUUCACGCGUGCUUCUGAAUCCAUCAAGAUGGGGCCGAAAUGCUGGGAAAGUCGGAGCAACGUGAGGAGCUUAUCGGGAGCCAACAGCGAUUCUUGUGUCCCUGAACGAUACUACCAGCCUACUGAGUCCGCAUGGCGCGAGAGUCAAUUGGCUCGAGGAGAGUGACACUAUGCAGGUUCGAGUGGUGAGCUGGCAGCUUUGCUCAGCGAUAUGACCGGAAUAGCUCUGGAUUGUCUGACAUCUCUAGAUUGAAAAAAGUUGUCG
Molecule: messenger RNA, 816 nt
Organism: Cucurbitaria berberidis CBS 394.84
Lineage: Eukaryota; Fungi; Ascomycota; Dothideomycetes; Pleosporales; Cucurbitariaceae
Exons: 1
Coding region: 478-717 (79 amino acids)
Source: RefSeq, a predicted model, not a curated record